Condylostylus longicornis is the source of this 1913-nucleotide messenger RNA. Its product is annotated as probable cytochrome P450 313a4. Bases 111 to 1649 code for a protein of 512 amino acids. The record is from RefSeq and is a predicted model, not a curated record. Gene Ontology annotation, molecular function: iron ion binding; monooxygenase activity; heme binding. NCBI's taxonomy places the organism in Eukaryota, Metazoa, Arthropoda, Insecta, Diptera, Dolichopodidae. The transcript has 7 exons.
GGAAUAAGGUUAACUUUAAAAAAAAAAGUGAAAAUCAAAAAAAUUGGAAAUAAAAAAUUUUAAUUUAAAUCUUAGAUUUUUUUUUUUUAAUUUUGUGUUGUUCUUACAAAAUGUUCAUCGCUUUAGUUUUAUUUCUUGCAAUUCUUGUAAUCGCUUGGUUACACUGGGUAUGGGAUAGACGCCGAUUUUAUAAAGCAAAAAAAGAAGUAGGCGGACCAUUUGAAUUUCCAAUUAUUGGUAGUGGAUUAAAUUUUAUUGAUCAAUCAAAACCUUUAUAUUUUCUAAAUGGUUUACACAAGAUAUAUGGUCAUACAUAUUUUGGUUUUCUUGGCUUAAAACCAUGUUUUAUAACAUGCGAUCCUAAAAUUAUAGAAGAAGUUUUUACAAAUGAAAAUUUAGUUAACAAAAUGGAUAUAUACAAUGUUAUUAAUGACUUUGCUUACAAUGGACUUUUUACAUCUGAACGUAAAAAAUGGCAACAUUCACGAAAACAUAUAAAUAAAGCAUUUACAAAUAAGGUUCUAUUAAGUUUCUAUAAUAUAUUUAAUAAACAGGCGUUAGAACUUUGUAAUAUUCUUGAACAACAUGUAGGAAAAGGUGAAAUAGAUUUAUAUACAUAUAUUGAAAGAGUUCAAUUGGAUACAGCAUGUUUAACAACAAUGGGUCAAGAAACUAAUUUUAUUAGAGGCGAAAAUAAUGAACUUCUGGAAGCUUAUACAGACCUUAUUCGUUUCCUAGGAAGGAGAAUAUUUAACCCGUUGUUAACCAAUAAUUUUAUAUUUAGUUACUUCUAUGGAAAAAAACGACAAUACGAUAAAUCACUUAAUAUUAUCAAAUCAAACACUUUAGGGUUUAUUGAAAAAAAAUAUUUGGAAAUUAAAAAAGCUCAAGAAGAUGGUUCUAAUAAAGAUCAAGAUAGUUCACCAGAAGAUGAAAUGAAUAUUACAAAAUCAAAAUCAAUUUUUAUUGAUAUUAUGGUAAGAGAAUAUAUGGCGGGAAAUUUCACCUGGAAAGAGUUACAGGCGGAGGCUGACACAAUGAUUAUAGCAGCUUACGAAACUACAACAAAUGUACUUUACAUAACAUUAUAUUUACUUUCAAUUUACCCGGAAUAUCAAGAUAAAUUAUAUGAAGAAAUAAUAUCGGUAACAACUGCUGAAGAUAUAUCUAUAACACCUGAACAUGUUCGAUUACUUACUUAUAUGGAUAUGAUAAUGAAUGAAACAAUGCGUUUAAUUAGUCCAGUUCCAAUAGUUGGACGUGAUGCAACUGAAAAUGUAAAAUUGGGUAAAUAUAAUGUACCAAAAGGUACAAAUAUUAUUAUUGAUGUAUUUAGUUUACAUCAUUGCGAGGAAAUAUGGGGUCCAAAUGCAAAUCAUGUAUUCAAUCCUGAUAAUUUUUUAAAAGAAAAUCUCGUUAAUAAACAUCCAUAUUCAUUUGUACCAUUUACAAAAGGUAUUAGAAAUUGUAUUGGAUGGCGUUAUGCCACCAUUUCAUAUAAAAUAAUGUUGUCAAUUAUUUUAAAAAAAUAUAAAGUUAGUUCAACAUUUAAAUUUAAAGAUUUAAGAUAUACUGAACAGAUUGUACUUAAAUUUGAAGAAAAUCCUAAAAUAAGUUUUGAAUUAAGAAAAAAUAAGACAAUUUCAUAAAAUUUUUAAAUUAUUUUAAUUUUAUUUAGAAGAUAUUUUGGAAUUAAAAAAUUUCGACUUUCAUGUUAUUGUGGUAUAGGAAAUUGGCAAUAAAAAAUAUUUUUAAUUAACAUUCUAUAAGAAAAAUUGUCAUUAAUUAUGUAAUAGUAUUAUUAAAUUGUAAUAUAAAACAAAAAUUAGUCAGAUUAUAAUAAGAGAUGAAAGAAAUAAUAUUAUUUUAAAAUUAUUUUGUUUUAAUUGUUUUAAAACUGGUCAAAUAUUUAA